Molecule: messenger RNA, 1419 nt
Organism: Drosophila willistoni
Lineage: Eukaryota; Metazoa; Arthropoda; Insecta; Diptera; Drosophilidae
Product: probable isoaspartyl peptidase/L-asparaginase CG7860
Exons: 1
Coding region: 396-1379 (327 amino acids)
Molecular function (GO): asparaginase activity
Source: RefSeq, a predicted model, not a curated record
AAUUCUGCGGAUUUGAUCAUGGUCAGGUAGAUAUAGUCUACGGUUAUCUAUUUCUAUCCCUCUCUAGCUUUCAGCUGGAUCGAAUUAUAUAUUGGGCCGAAUUGGGCCCUUAUGAUAAUCCGCUCCUGAUCAGGUCUCUAUCAGCAUGCUUUAUCAAGACCCGAACAAAGCAAACACAAACAAAGAAAAUUUACAAUGCAUUUUAUGGGGUCGUAGCGACCUUUGGAUAUCCUAAGAUCUCUCAUGUGUAUGACAAGUAGGCCUAUAGAGUUUGUCAACCCAAAAUUUAAAGGUGCCAAGAUACCCAACGCAUUGUAGGGCAUCCAGUGGACAAAAACGAGUUGCAGAUAAAACAUUUCCAUUCAGUCAGCAGCAGCAUCAGUAGAGUAGAGGCAAUGCCACGUCCUGUCCUUUUAAUCCAUGGCGGAGCCGGUGACAUCUCGGAUGGCCGAGUAGCUGGAAAAUUUGCUGGAAUCAAGCAAGCUCUGCGUGCAGCCUGGAAGCAUCUGGCCGAGGGGGAAGAGAAUGCCGCCUUAAAUGCUGUGGAAGCUGCUGUCCGCAGCAUGGAACUGGAUGAAGCCUUCAAUGCCGGCUACGGGGCCUGUCUCAAUACCAAGGGUGAGGUUGAAGUGGAGGCCAGCCUGAUGGAGGGCAAGCACUUGGGUGCCGGCUGCGUGACACUCUUGCGUGAUAUAAUGCACCCGAUAAGCGUGGCCCGCCGCCUAAUGGAGAAGAAACGGCAUACGUUCCUUGGGGCAACAGCUGCCCAGGAGUUGGCCAUCGCCACGGGCAGUGAGCAACUGGCAGCGGGAUCCCUGUGGACAGCCUCGGCUCAGCAGGCUCUGGAUGAGUUCCUGGAAAUGGAGAGGCAAGGCAAGGACACCAUUUUCGCACGCACCGAACUAGCUGGCAUUGAGCCCAGUGGUGAAACAGUGGGAGCUGUCGCCCUAGAUGCCACUGGCCAGAUUGUGGCGGGCACCUCAACUGGUGGCAUCACUGGCAAAUGGCCGGGACGCAUCGGGGAUACCCCAUUACUGGGCGGUGGCACCUAUGCCGACAAUUAUAUUGGUGGCAUCUCCACAACGGGGCAUGGCGAGACCAUAAUGCGUUAUAAUCUCGCUCAAAGGAUAUUGGCCGCCAUGCGUUAUGGCAAAUUAACGCCCCAGGAAGCCUGUGAGCAACAAUGCAAGGAGAUGACACAGCGCAUUGGCGGCACCGGCGGAGCCAUUGUGAUUGAUCCGCAAGGUGAAUUGGGCAUUAGUUGGACAUCGAAACGUAUGGCCUGGGGCUAUGUACGAGACGAUGGCAUCAUACACUACGGCAUUGAGCACCAGGUGAUACACCAAGAGCCUUUGUUUGAUGAAUCGAAGGCAGCAUAAAAAGAACAUCUAAAAAUAAAUACAUAUAUAUAUAAAUCAA